Molecule: messenger RNA, 1245 nt
Organism: Rotaria sp. Silwood2
Lineage: Eukaryota; Metazoa; Rotifera; Eurotatoria; Philodinida; Philodinidae
Source: the annotation of a GenBank genome assembly
AUGGAUGAUCAAUCGGAUACAUCAGCAAUAGUUGAUGAUGAGAAUUUAGCUUUACUCAAUUCGGAUAAUGCAUUAGACAUAUCUAUCAGAUCAAGACCAUCUAUGUCAUGGAUUAUGGCUGCAGGUCUUAUUAUUAAUGCAGCUAUGGGUGCCGGUCUUUUGAAUAUAGCCAAAGCUUAUGAUGAUGCUGGUGGUAUAUUUAUUAGUUCAAUUCUUCAUGGAAUUGUUGUCAUUUUGGUACUUGGUGCUUAUGCUAUUUUAUUUGUGUGUUGUGAUCAAUCGACAUCAUCGUAUGAAGCAUUUGUUCUUAUGAAAUGUGGAAGAGUUUGGCAAAGAAUUUGUUCUGUUUGUAUUAUAUUAUAUAUGUAUGGUUUAAGUAUAACAUUUUUUAUUAUUAUUGGAGAUCAAUUAGAUCGAUUUCUUACUUUUUUUGAUCCACUUUUUUGUCGUCAUUGGUAUUUUGAUCGUCGAUUUACAAUACCAAUAACAUCAUUAUUACUUAUAUUUCCAUUAUGUUUUUCAAAAACAAUUAAAUUUCUACAAAUUCCUAGUCCGGAAUCAUGGACAGAUAUUUUCUUAGUUUUGCCAACAAUGUGUUUUUCUUAUCAAGCACAUGUAAAUGCUGUACCAGUUUUUGUUUCAUUAAAAAAUCGUGCUGAUUGUAUUAAAGCAACAUUAGCAUCAACAAUUGUUCUUGUUCUUAGUUAUUGUUUCGUUGCUAUUUGUGGUUAUCUUACAUUUGGUACUAAAGUUGAUCAUGAUAUUUUAAUGUCUUAUCAGCCAAUAUCAGCCGUUGUACUUAUUGCUAUAAUUAUGGUAGCAAUUAAAACUUAUACAGCUUAUCCAGUAAAUUUAUUUUGUGGAAGAACGGCAAUUGAUUCAUUAUCAAAGGAAUCAACAACAUCAUUGAUAGCUACGGAUCUAAAACAAUCAAUAAAAAGUCGAAUUUUAAUUGUUUGUCUUUGGUUUUUUUCAACAUUAGCUGGCGCAAUUUUUUUACCAAAUAUUUCUAUAGCAAUACAUUAUUUAGGUGCGCUUGCAGCUAGUUUCAUAUUUAUAUUUCCAGGUCUUUGUUUAUAUUUUCAUAUUGAACAAAAAUGGAUUAAUUCAUGGGGAAAUAUUAUAUCGAUAUCUAUUGCUAUUUUUUAUGUUGCUAUUGGAGUAUUUGUUACUGUAUUAACAUUACUUCAAUCAUUAAUAUCUGAUAUUAGUGCUGAAGAAACUAGUGCAACAAAAACAUGUUAA